Fusarium odoratissimum NRRL 54006 is the source of this 1009-nucleotide messenger RNA. RefSeq lists its product as uncharacterized. Lineage: Eukaryota; Fungi; Ascomycota; Sordariomycetes; Hypocreales; Nectriaceae. The transcript has 3 exons. The coding region runs from base 76 to 351 and encodes 91 amino acids. The record is from RefSeq and is a predicted model, not a curated record. Gene Ontology annotation, cellular component: MICOS complex; mitochondrion; mitochondrial inner membrane.
CAUCACGUCCAUAGAUAAAGCUCGUUGCAGCUCUUGAUUUCGCUCGUCACGACCGAUUGCACGACCUAAUUCAAAAUGGCCGAUUCCACUGUCGCCCGUCCUCCUCCCAGCGCCAUUUCCCGGCCGCUUAGCGAGUCUCUUCUCAAUGAGAAGUGGGAUCGCUGCCUCUCCAACCUCCUCGUCAAGUCCUCCCUCGGUCUCGGUUUCGGUGUCGUCUUCUCCGUCCUUCUGUUCAAGCGAAGAGCAUGGCCCGCAUUCGUUGGUGUCGGCUUCGGUGCUGGCCGUGCCUAUGAGGAGUGCAACUUCAGCCUGAAGCAGGCUGCGCGAGAACUUAAGAAGCAAUCCGCAUAAGGUAUUACAGUGGUGGGCGCCAAUAAAGAGAGACGAGCCGUUUAUUUUGUACCAGCAACAAACACACCAGAAAAUGGCGAUGUGUUAAGGGAUGACACAGGGAACUUUGCCGCGGGCUUCACGGAGAGCCAAUGUCAGAGUAGGAUGGGUUUUUCAGAUUCAAUAGAGGUAUCAUGUACAACAACCUGCCAUUCCUGACCUUUCACCAGUCUUCAUCCUCGUUGUCCCUGUAGUCUACAACAAGGGGCUGUCCCACUGUUGCGCCUCCUCAUAUGUUGCUGCGUUCAUCGUUGGUCGAAUCUGCCUUCUCUGUGUCCCCAUAGCGUCCUCGUCCCUUCCUGUUGCGGACAGCGGGGAGUCCAGGUACUCAAAGCAGCUCUCACAGUCUGUGACUAAUUCUGAGCUAUUCGUGGAGAAACUCAGUAACUGGUCAAUGCUAAAUCUUCGCGCUCCGCUUGUGUUUGUGUUUUCCAGCCGGCUCCUCGAGGGGAUUGUAAGUAAAGAUAGGUUGCGUUUUAGGUUAAUCAGCUCCAAGCGGAGCUCUUCAGCCAAAGACUGGCUUCGCCUUCGGACACUCUUGAUGAAUGAAGCCUCAUGGUCAUGAUAUGUUCCAUCUCCUUGAUCUGCCUGGUGCAACAUAUUCCAGUGCGUCUCACGC